CAAGUGGGGCUUGAGAAAUUUCUAAAAAAGCAACGUCAUGUUUGAGUCUCAAAGUGACUGCAACUCAAAGCAAAACAUGCAACUCUAAAAGACUUUUUUGAGAAAACUGCCAACAUUCCCUAUCAACGGUUCACUUUCUAUAAAGGCCAUUUAGUUAUCUCUAGAAUAAUAUAAAAAUAAGCGGUCUGCCUCAUUUUGCUCCCGCGAAACGAGCAAACACGGGACGAAACACCUAAAAUGUUUGGCAUAAUCUUGCGCUUCAUUUUUGGUUUUACAGAUAAUAAUAUAUGGUUAAUCUAAAACUGUAAAAACUGAUCCAAAAAUUGCAUAUGUCAAAAGUUUGCUCUAUUAUCUGUGAAUCAGAUUGUACCAUUUCGGUAUUAGACGGAUGGUUAAUUAUUUAAUUAUGUCCUGUUAUGCCCUCGUCUUUGUACGUUCUUCAACGAUUUAUUUAUAAUUCCCUCGUCACCAUCUUCAUGACUCAGGAGUAUUGAAGUUGAACCUUACCAUCUUUGUCUUCCCGAUGGCGAUUACUAUUAGUUAUGAGAAUACUUGUAUGUUAAUUACUUACUUUUUUAAAGUCACCUAUUAUAGGAACACAAGCUGAUCAUGAAGUGAUCUUCAAACAUGUCAUCCCAGUUUGAACGGUAAUUUGGAAUUUCUUGUUUGCAAUACAUUUCAAGUUGUAAAAUUGAAUAAAUGUAAGAAACUAUAGGCAAGGUCUAAAACUCAGUGAUGCACAAACCACGAAUGAAUCCUUGAUGGUUUUCUUAACGAUUUUAUUGGUUUAAAGAACAUUGUAGUUAGUGUUUGAAUCAGCUACUCGUAUAAAAGUCGCUAAAAUGAACAAUGAAGUAGAAAUUCGACACCUUCUAUUGAUAGCAGCUUUAGAUUCGGUUAGUUAUGGCUUGAUAUAUGGAUUUAUUUCUACCUACGUACUACAGUUGGGUGGGUCUCAUAUAACCGUUGGUAUCUUGGCUGUAGGCAAUCUUAUUGGAGAACUGCUAUCUCCAGACGUCAUGAGCUUAUUGACCCAUCUGCAUGGCAAAAGAUUUACCCUGUUUUUCAUACUCAAUAUAGCUUUUGUAACAAAUCUCAUGAUUGUAUCAACAGAAAGCUUUUGGUUUACAAUUUUGGUGAGAAUAUUAUUCAGCAUGACAAACCGGUCCGAAAGCCUAUGCCUGGACCUUCUGCUCAAUAAAGUUGAAAAUGAUGAUUCAAGGCAGGUGCUACACAACUAUCAUAGCUUUUUAAGUAGUUCAGGAUAUAUAAUAGGGCCAAUAAUUAGUGGAUACUUGUUUGACAGUGGUUUUUUAUAUAUAGGGAUACUAGCAGCAUUAUGUGAUUUUGUAAAUAUAAGAUUACUUAUGAGCGUAAAGAGAAAUGAGAAUGAUAAAAAUAAUGAUCACGUAGAUCAAUCUGUCAUUCAAAAUGCUAUUAACAUCGUUACCGAUAGUCUCCAAAACUUAAAAACGUGCACGCUAAGUAAAAACUGGGAUUUACUUUUGUUAAAAUAUCUCUUUGCUAGUAGUAUCAUAACAUUUUUGUCCAAAUUUACACAAAUUUUAAAACAUAAUUUUAAUUCAAGCAACGUAACCAUUGGAUACACUUUGGCUUAUAUUAACAUUAUGGUGUUUUCUGCUACUUAUCUGGUCCCUGUGGCCAUAAAAAAUAUUAAUAAGUUUUCCUUAGUUUCGAUAAACGAAUUAUCUUUCAUAUCAAUUGGCUUCUUAAUUGUAGCAGCCUGCUAUGCCCCUUAUUAUAAACUCUUUAUGUUUUUGCUAAUACCAAUUAUUAUUUUGAGAACUUUACUACUUAACAUAUUUAAAGAAUUGUUCUCCCAACGCAAAAAUCAGUCGCUUGCUAAACUUAAUAAUGCUGCUAGUGGGCUUGCCGGAUUAACAGCUCCGUUAUUUUUCGGUAUUAUUUGUAAUCAUGCCGAGCACAAUACUGUUAUAUUAUUUUCUUGUAUUCCUAUGUUUAUGUGCUUUGCUAUCUUAAGGUAUUAUACAAGAUUUAUUACUACUACCGAAGUCAAUUCCAAUUAAAAAUAGUUGUAAAUAUAUGUGUAUACCUAAA
Messenger RNA from Dendroctonus ponderosae (mountain pine beetle), 2079 nucleotides. Its product is annotated as major facilitator superfamily domain-containing protein 9. The record is from RefSeq and is a predicted model, not a curated record. Lineage: Eukaryota; Metazoa; Arthropoda; Insecta; Coleoptera; Curculionidae. Gene Ontology annotation, biological process: transmembrane transport. The transcript has 3 exons. Gene Ontology annotation, molecular function: transmembrane transporter activity. The coding region runs from base 843 to 2048 and encodes 401 amino acids.